Eutrema salsugineum is the source of this 1311-nucleotide messenger RNA. RefSeq lists its product as uncharacterized. Bases 1 to 1311 code for a protein of 436 amino acids. The transcript has a single exon. The record is from RefSeq and is a predicted model, not a curated record. Lineage: Eukaryota; Viridiplantae; Streptophyta; Magnoliopsida; Brassicales; Brassicaceae.
AUGGCGUUACCGGCAUGUCCGAGACAUGUCACCCUACAGACCCCAGUCGAACAGACCACUCCGGCAAGCGGAGACCACGCCAUGGCUCCUCUGCUCCACUCCUUGCUCGACCGAAUGGACGAGAUGACCCGUCAAACUGACCGAAGGUUCGCCGAGCUCACGGCAGGGCGCAAAGCCCACACAAACCAGCCAGAGAAUCCUAGAUCCUUGGUUGAACGCGACCUCGAGGAAGCUCAUCGCUCAAAAGUGAUACUCUUGCAAAGAAACCUCUUCGGUGACUCCCCAACCGAGUCAGCCGGACCAAGUCGGAGGUCCGCCCAGUUGGCAAAUCGCUCGGCCAAAAUGCGCCCUCAGCAUUCUAGCCCGGGGGCGUUCCGACAGAUGGCCGCAGAGCGAGACCGCGACGCGGAGAUCGAGGCCAUCAAGGCAAAAAUUUGCGAGAUGAACUCCAAGGUCCAUCGAGCCACGAUAUCGGCCCCCGAAAUAGAUCGUGUCUUGCAGGAAACGCAAAACACACCGUUCACGCACCGAAUCGCCUCCACUCCUUUCCGCCACGUCAGCAAAGUGAAGUUCCCACCAUACGCCGGAGAUACCGAUCUCACACAGUAUCUAACGACAUUCACCAUCGCCAUGGGACGAGCUCACUUCACGCCCGAAGAGCGCGAGGCCGGACACUGCCAACUCUUUGUGGAAAACCUGGUCAGCCUGGCCCUGACUUGGUUCUCUAGGCUAGAAACACACUCGAUCGAUAGCUUCAAUGUGCUCUCAACCGCUUUCCUCAAACAUUAUUCUAUAUUUAUCCAGCGUUCUGCUUCAACCGCCGAUCUCUGGACCUUGAACCAGGGACCGAAAGAAUCUCUCCGGUCAUUCAUCGAGCGCUUCAAAGCGACGGCCUCCCGCGCCUCAAUAUCGAACGAGUCCGCCAUCCCAGCCCUGAGGAAAGCCCUCCACUUCGACUCAGUCUUCAAGGACGAACUAAAGCUUAAUGCGCCGCACACCCUGGAAGACGCAUUACACCGCGCCAGGUUACAUAUUGAAGUCGAGGAGGAGAGGGCAAGUCUUAGGAAGCUCGCUUCCCAGAAAAAUCCACCUCAGAAGGAAAAAGCUCAGGACGAGUACCAUGAAUCCCGCCAGCACUACGACGAGGAAUACCAGCGCAGGCAGGUCGCAACUUUUCUCAUCAGCGACGCGCCGACCUCAUGUCUUGUCGAAGAAGCUCCAGCCGUCUUCCACGUAGACAACCGACCUGGGAUGGUCGUGCCCAACUCAUCGCAGCAGUACUAUCAACAGCCUCUCCCAUCAAACAAAUAG